Molecule: messenger RNA, 527 nt
Organism: Aspergillus japonicus CBS 114.51
Lineage: Eukaryota; Fungi; Ascomycota; Eurotiomycetes; Eurotiales; Aspergillaceae
Exons: 1
Coding region: 101-424 (107 amino acids)
Source: RefSeq, a predicted model, not a curated record
CUACCAAGGGAAUAUCUUCUCAUCACGAAGCAGAGUGAUAACCUUUCUUCUUGCAAUUCUCUUUGUGCUCUUCCAGUAUCCCUUCCCAAGCAAGUAUUUCAUGUCAGCGGGCGGAGCAACGGUGCAAAUGCGCAAACCCCAAAACAAAUUGAAUGGGGCGUUCUGGGAUGUCGACCGAAAAAGGAGUGGAUGCAUGCACGCACGCACGCACGCAUGCCGAUCAGUUUCCGGGAGAUUGUGCUUCUCUUAUGGCCUUUUUUUGUUUCUUCUGCUUUUCUGGCAGUCCUUGUUUUCUUCUUCAAUCAUGUCAAUAUCCCUGAAAAUAUCACGUCCAUGUUCGAAACUUAAAUUGUCUUGCAGCUCAGGACCGAGCUCAAGCUACCUAGUAAACUCUCCCCUGACCCGUAAACUCCAACCAAAUUAACCAAGUAAUCUCCGACUUGGUAGCUCGAAGCUCGAAAUCUGGGUUCUAGGCUUCCCCGUUGCAACCACAUAGGAUUGUACCAAGCCCCUAUUGCAGUACACGA